UAUUCUUUGCGCCUGCUGCUGCGCGCCAUCGAUUUGAACCAACACAACAACACAACGGAACUGUUGGCCGCCUUCACGUACCCACGACAACACAGCACAGCACAACACAGCACACACACGGCACACGCCAUGGAUGGGGAGGAGUGGCGUGUUGCUGCUGGCACUGGUACUGGCACGGCGGCGCUUUCAAACGCCUCAUCCUCUACUGUUGCCGCAAGCAGCGGUGGCGGGAGUCACAAUCACGACAUGAUGGCGGGGAUGUGGAUGCCAACGACCAUGUCAACAACAACACCAUCGUUCAUGUUUCCAAUGCAGCACAUGCCCAUGAUGACGGUGUCCAUCCCACAAAUGUCCAUCGUGACAACGUCGCCAACCACCAUGAUGCACGAGCCAUCACAACCGCCACAAUCACCACAGCCGCUGCAGUUUGCGUCGUCGUCGCUGCUGGCAUCGUCUGCUUCGUCUGCGACCACGCCAAUGCCACCUGUCGGAGACAACGACCUUGUGCUGGCUGGAAACUUUGACAUGCAGCCAAGCAGAGUGCAGCCAGGGGUGAUACCAACAGCAUCUUCAACAGCGGCCACAUCCACAAACAUGUGGGGAAGCGCAUCCGCAGCUACCACGUCAACGACAACCCGCUGUUUGCGGUGCGGUCGAUCUCUGCAGGAUGGCAUGUGCGCCCUCCGCUGUGGUCACGUGUAUCACGAAGCCUGCGCACAAUCCCUGGACAAGUGUACAUCGUGCCGUCGUAAGGCGUCCAGUGGCUUUGCCCACAACCGAUCAUUUGGCACGCUGUAUUGCCAGUCAGCAGCACAGGCCAAGUGUUGCAUCUGUCUGGACACCAUCUUGCUCAAUGGUGGCGGCGUCUUCCUUGGAUGUGGUCACGUCUUCCACGAGGAAUGCGUGUCGCAAGUGAGGGAGAAGAGCUGUCCCAUGUGUCGCGUUCCAUUCCGUCAGACCAAACGAAAGCGCAUCAUUCGUCUCUUCCUCGAAGACGAGAACUCUCCAGCGAACCAGACAGCAACAUCAUCAUCAGCAGCAGCAGGUGGAGGUGAUGGGAACACCGCCGGCAGCGAUGAUGUCGUGGCACAGCUGCUCAAGGAACGGGCCGCCCUCAAGGACGAAAACGAGAAGUUGGCCAUUGAGAACCGAUCGCUGAAGGUGAAUGUUGCGGACACACAGGAGCGGCUGUCGUCGAUGACACGGCAGUACAUGGACACGAACCAGCGCCUACAGGAACAGUCGUUCCGCCUCAACCAAAUGUCCUCAAACUACACGAAGCUCCAGCGCAAGGCCAACAAAUACGAUGAAGUGAUGAAGCAGCACCAGGAGCUCCUGAAGCAGGUUGAUGCACACAAGAGCGAACUGACUGCACUCCGCAGGGCUGUGAAUGUGGACGCCAACCUUUGGGCGGAUUGCGAGCAGAACGCCAGCGCAACGUCACCGCAGCAGAUUCUCUUCAUCAACAAACUCCUUGUUCAGACGCUGGCUGACAUGCGAAAGGCAAAAGCAGAGGUGGAAGCGAAAGUUUCACAGCGCGAUGGCAAAAUUGCUGCUCUUCAGGCGCAACUCAACAAGGUAACGAGCAAGGCCGGACCGCGCACCCUGCACACAAGCACACCGGCACGCAGUCGGAAUGCGACUCAUGAUGCCUCUGCACCCGUUCACCAUGGUAGUGGUGGCAGCGGUAGGACCAGGUUCGCUGGUGGUGCAACUGCCAAGCGCCGUGCUGCCAGCAAUGCCGUCGCUUUGACGACCAGCACCAGUGGUGGUGGUGGUGUGCGGUUGCCGCGCAAACGAGCCAUGAUCAAAGAUGAUGAUGAUGACGACGAAUGCAAUGGCGAUGGCAGUGGUGCUGCGAAUGGGAGCGGUGGGAAUAACGGCGCUGAUGUCAAGAGUGAGAAUGGUGGUGGCAAUGAUGACGACGAUGAUGAGAUUGUGUUCUUGGGUGAGACCAGGUCCACGAGUGUGGCGACAGCACCAACAGUCAAGCAUCGCACCUCCCACAGCUCACUCAGCCAUCAUCAUGACGACGAUGAUGAGGAUGAUGAUGAUGAUUUGCCGCCUUCAGGCUUGUUUGAGAGUGCGCGCCGUUCACGCCCGCGUGUGAAUUCCACCACAGACUCUGCGAUCGGAAGCACGAACACAAGCUUCCACUCGCCGGCCACACACGGCUUGAAGGCGUGUUCUUCUUCGUCAUCAUCAUCGUCGUCACUGGUGUCACCAUCCACAGCGGCACCAACACCAAAUGCGUCUGCUCCUCAUUCUUCCUCUUCUUCCUCUUCUUCGCACAUGUCGUUUUCCUUUCGCCGAACAAACGGUGCUUCUGCGCGCCGUGUGUCCAAUCUCCAUCUGCACAAGCCGUCAACAAAGCGAAAGAACUCCUUCACAGGCAGUUCAGUGCAGGUGAACUAUGGCUACGACGGCCUUGGAGGUUCACACAAGGUGAUCAAUCGAAGCACCAGCACCCCACGGCAGCUGGCGCCGACGCAACCACGCAAACAGAUGAAGAAGAAGAACAAGAAGAAGAAGAACACAUCCCAGAACAACCAAGAGGCCUCGCUUCUCGCAUCGUUCCUGCAAUCGCACACGCACCAAUCGUGACGACAACAACUGUGACGACUUGAACGAACAGAUGCUCUCCGUUUCCAUAUGUUGAUUGUACAAAACACAUCCGCGCAUAUGUUGCUUCCAUGCUGAUUGCAAGCUCACGCAUGUAUGCACCGGUUGUCUUCUCUCGCUCUUUGGUUAGAUAUACGUGACCAUGCACUUGUUCGCCCGCAUUUCGCGAUGUCAUGUUGCUUUUCAACUACCCGUGUGUGCAUACGAUGUACAAUAGGAUCAGGCUAGGCGUUGCAAUCUUGUCCCUACACCCUGCUUGUUCGCCUCAAUGAACACGCAAACAGAAA
Molecule: messenger RNA, 2909 nt
Organism: Salpingoeca rosetta
Lineage: Eukaryota; Choanoflagellata; Craspedida; Salpingoecidae
Exons: 15
Coding region: 130-2604 (824 amino acids)
Biological process (GO): protein ubiquitination
Molecular function (GO): ubiquitin protein ligase activity
Source: RefSeq, a predicted model, not a curated record